Molecule: messenger RNA, 3963 nt
Organism: Syngnathus acus (greater pipefish)
Lineage: Eukaryota; Metazoa; Chordata; Actinopteri; Syngnathiformes; Syngnathidae
Product: diacylglycerol kinase theta-like
Exons: 24
Coding region: 492-3602 (1036 amino acids)
Biological process (GO): lipid phosphorylation; diacylglycerol metabolic process; intracellular signal transduction
Molecular function (GO): ATP-dependent diacylglycerol kinase activity
Source: RefSeq, a predicted model, not a curated record
CAUUUUACCGCGUCUGGUGCCACAAGAUGUGUACCAGUACGUAAUGUGCUAAAGACGACGAAGAAAAGUGGCAAAAUACCUCAAGUUGGAAAUAAUGAGGAAAAGGAGGAAGAACGUAACGUAUUUUAACGUCUCUUUCAACACUGCAAAGAAGGCGAAAGUACCAGCUCGUUUUCCACUUGUUAACUUACGCGUGCGCCGUAAUGAACGCCGGCCGCGUGCACGCGCAUUACAUUACGUGACCACGACUGAAUUCUUGAAGUGACACCAUACGCCGCGCGUGCCGGAGACCCAGUAGCGCGCGCGUGAGUGUGAAGCAAACAGGGCGGGACUCACGCCGGCGGCACGCGACGUCGCAGGUCGAUCCAAAAGAAUCCCCUUGUGGACCCAAAAUUGCUCGUGUUGGACUGUUGGCUUCGAACGUGAUGGCCACGGACAUUUAUUUUGUUUUUUAAAAGCGUCGCGCAUGACGUGACGUGGUUAGUCGAUCCAUGGCGGACGGCAGCCCGGCUCGAGCGGAAGCUGCGGACGGCAGCUGGAGCGCGACGGCGAGUCCACUGCGGCCCGAGAAACGCCAGCAGGAGCCUGGGGCUUUGGGUCACAGCUUCAAGAGGGUGACGCUCACCAAGCCCACCUUCUGCCACCACUGCAGCGACUUCCUGUGGGGGCUGCUGGGCUUCCUGUGUGAAGCGUGUAACUUGAUGUGUCACGAGAAAUGUCUGAAGAGACUUCGCUCGCUAUGCUCCAGCAUGACGCCCUCUGCAGUACGGGUUCCCGUGGCUCACUGCUUUGGUCCGGACACUCACAAGAGGCGCAUAUGCUGCGUGUGCAGGAAGCAGACGGAGGGAAAUAAUGCUCUUCGUUGUGAAGUGUGCGAGCUGCAUGUGCACGCCGACUGCGCCGCCUUUACGUGUGCCGACUGUCGCUUUUGUCACGUAGAUGGCACUCGGCAGCAGCAGGGCAUGUUUCAGCACCACUGGCGGGAGGGCAACCUGGCGUCGAGCUCACGCUGCCAUCUGUGCCGACGCUCCUGCAGUUCGUCAGACGGGCUGGCGGGGAUGAGGUGCGAGUGGUGCGGUGUUACGUGUCACGCAGCCUGCCACCUCAGGGUGGCGCCGGUGUGCACCCUGGGCCGUCUGCGCCUCAUGAUGCUUCAUCCCGCCUGUGUGCGCCUCCAAUCCAGAAACUUCAGCAAGCACCACUGCUUUCGCAUCGUGGAGGGCGGCAGAUGGCGAAAUGAAGGCAUGAAGUCAAGCUUCAUGACAUCUCACACAGAUGACAGCGAUGACGUGACCAACGUAGCCUCUAAAGAUGGUCAGCCAGCAGCGGCCGAGCACGGCAAACAGUUUCUUAAGGUCUAUGAUGGCGACGACGCCCUCAGGCGUGGUCACUUUCGUCUCGUCCCCAUCGUCAGAGCCACCAAGAACCAGGAAGUUCUGGAGGCGGCGUUGCGGGCCUUCUACCUGCCAGAUGACCCUCAAGAUGUCCAGCUGCAGGAGGUGGGCGGACUUGAGCGCGUCCAUAGCGGCGACAUCUUGAAUCGUAACAGCGGCUCACUGAAGGGCGGUGGCGACUCCUGGAUGCUAAGGGCCAAAGGUGGCCGUGCCGAGGUCAUCAGAGUGUAUGACGGAAGCGGCAGUUCUGGACCGGAUCACGUCAGUGUGUCCGUGUCCGAGGACAGCACGGCUGCGUCCGUCCUCGCCGAGGCCCUGGAGCAGCUGAAGCUUCAAAAAGAUGACACAACACAAUGGGACCUUCUUGAAGUGGUCAUGAGCAGCAAACAAGUGCAGAAGCAAACGCUGAUGCCGCAACAGAACAUUCUGGCUAAGCUGCACGACAUCAGGAAGACGUCUCUGCGGCAGAUGAACCGGACUCGUUUCUAUGUAGUGGAGAGGCAGAACCAAGCGGUGCGUGUGAGGCUGCUGAUCGGAGGGCUGCCCCCCCAGCUGUCCAAAGAGCAGUACUGGCAGCUGUUGCAGGAGCAGCUAGCCGUCAAGACUCACCUGGCGGACAUCAGCCAUGUGUACCCCAGCCAAGGCGCGGUGGCAUUGCAGUUGUCGUGCUUCUCCGAAGCUGAGCGCGUGUUCAUGUUGGCCAAAGACGUGACCGUCAAAGAGAAAUCGCUCACGUCGCUCGUCAUCCCGGAGAUCCAGCUCAGCCAGCUGGGUGAGGAUGUGCGGCCCCUGCUGGUGUUUGUCAACACAAAGAGCGGCGGCCUGAAGGGCAAAGAGCUUCUGUACGCCUUCCGCAAGCUUCUCAACCCACACCAAGUCUUUGACCUCUCCAACGGUGGACCGCUGCCGGGCCUCCACACCUUCCGGGAUAUUCCCAGCUUCCGGGUGUUGGCGUGCGGGGGCGACGGCACAGUGGGCUGGGUGCUGAGUGUGCUGGAGGAGCUGCGACACCAGCUGGUCUGUCGGGAGCCGCCCGUUGGCAUCGUGCCUCUCGGAACAGGUAACGACCUGUCCCGUGUCCUGCGCUGGGGCACUGGCUACAGUGGCGACGACCCGUCUCACAUGCUGGCCUGUGUGGACGAAGCGGACGAAGUUCUGAUGGACCGCUGGACCAUCCUGCUGGAUGCGCAGGAGCUAGCCGAGAACAGCGCUGACGGCCGCCUGGAAGCGCCCAAGAUCGUUCAUAUGAACAAUUACCUCGGAGUGGGCAUCGACGCCGAGCUCAGCCUGGACUUCCACCAAGCCCGUGAAGACGACCCUGAGAAGUUCAGCAGCAGGUUCCACAACAAGGGCGUGUAUGUCAAGGUGGGCCUCCAGAAGAUCAGCGCCACCCGCAGUCUGCACAGGGAACUGCAGCUGCAUGUGGACGGACGCAAUGUUGCGCUGCCCAACAUCGAGGGCCUCAUCUUCCUCAAUAUUCCCAGCUGGGGCUCUGGUGCCGACCUGUGGGGUUCAGAGGCGGACUGCCGCUACAGCAAGCCGAGCGUGAACGACGGCCUGCUGGAAGCGGUUGGCGUCACCGGAGUGGUUCACAUGGGCCAGGUGCAGAGCGGCCUGCGUUCUGGCAUUCGCAUCGCCCAGGGAACUUACAUGCGCGUGGCGCUCAAGAAGGCUUUCCCCGUGCAGGUGGACGGGGAGCCGUGGCUGCAGCCUCCAGGGCACAUCAUCAUCUCCGCCGCUGGACCCAAGGUGCGCAUGCUGCGAAAGUCCAAAGACAAGCACGGGAAGUCGCCGCCGGGUGGCGGCAAGGACGGGCACUCGGGAAACGCGGCCUUCUCAGAGGGAUGCUCGGAAAGCUCGGCCUCCUGGGACGGGCGCUCGGGAAACUCGGCCUUCUCAGAGGGAUGCUCGGAAAGCUCGGCCUCCUGGGACGGGCGCUCGGGAAACUCGGCCUUCUCAGAGGGAUGCUCGGAAAGCUCGGCCUCCUGGGACGGGCGCUCGGGAAACUCGACAGUAGUCGACCAAAGUGACGCCCAAACUGAAAACGGCUGUCUGGAUUCCAUACCGACCGACUGGGACGACAUCUGCUACUGCGUAAAUGAGAGGGAUCCAAGUGGAAUGGUGAGGCUACAGCCAGUGGAGAUGCAGAAGGUAGAGGAUUUGAAUUACUUGGGGUCCAGAGCAACGGAGAGUGUGGAAAAGAGGUGAAGAAGCGCGUCGGAGCAGCAGCGGCGGCCCUGAGCAAUUUGUUGCCCGAGGCAAGAUUUUCCCUGGAUUCCCCUGGCCACGUGGUGUGCGGUGUAUGUACCAGACACAGACUCGCGGAGGGCUCGACUAUGGGGCUUAAUGUCUCGCAAACAUUUCCACAAACAUUGUACAUUGGAGUCACAAAAAGAUGUACUCGUUGGCUCCCUGCUGUGGCCAAAAUGUUAUGACUAGGGUACAAUUAUGUAGCUAGCCAUGACUAAAAUGCCAUUUCAUUUGAAAUAAAAAGGAGCUCAUGACUAUCAACAAGUUUAUUUAAAUCAAAUGUAUGAGUUAGAAACACUGAGAAAGAAAAUAAUAAUUU